CCGUGUGUACCUUCGAGGGAGUCAGCCCUAGAACGUCGCAGUCAUGGUGCGGUGCGGUAGCGUGUGGUUCAGAAAGGUCCGUGACUGGUGCCUCUCAGCCUGAAGCUCGACAGAUUGGUGCCUGUAGCCCACCUUUGGUUCCCCUUUCCUCCCUCCCCUUUUUCUUUCUGGGGACCUUUUUCCUGCUUGUUCUACUGUAGUUUUCUCCUCUCAGUCCUUCGGAGUCAGACUUGGCUUUUGAGAAGUGAGAAGAAUAUAUCUACCUGGAACGGUUAGAACUGUUGUUUGGGGGCCCAGGUGUGGAGGUUCUUCAGGGGAAUUGUGUGCACGUGGAAUGGGGAGCUAAGGAAAUUAGGUUUUAGAUAUGCAAUAUAGUAUACGUACCGUGUAAGGUUGACUUUUUCUUUUGGCUCAAAUAGCGUGUCUUCUUUCUUUUAGGUAGUAAUAUACAUAGCCUUUUCUUAUAAAAGUUUUCCUCAAGUUCACGGUUUUUAAGAGCUUUCUAAAGACUUUUCAUCAGAAAACGAAAGUAAUGUAUUUGGCUUCCUUCUUGCAAGAAAUUUCUCUCACUUUGUAUGCAGUGCCUGUUGUAGAAUCAUUUCUGUAAAAAUUUAGUUGCUCCAAAUAAAAAAAAGUCUCUUUAAGAGCUUUACUAGUAAUGUUUUUUUGAAACUUAACCGGCAUUAUUAAACAACAAAGAGUCAGAUACUCCUAAGUUUGCUUUCUAAACUUCUGAGUCUGGUGAAUCUGGAGGAGUAAAAAAUGUGGCACCUGUUGAACGGAACUUUAAAAACAGAAACUUUCUUUUUAUUGGAGGUAGAGGUAUGAGUAAUAUCUCUGAAUUAUACUUUAUCCAACCCUCUAUUUUUCAAAAAAUAGGUAGUCAAAAGAAAAGAGACUUGUGAAAGGUAGUACUUGGGCAUGUGAGGUAACUAAUUCUUCAACUAAAAAGAAACUGCUACAUUUUUGGGGGGGUGGGUAAGUCACGAAGGGCAUGGUUGCCAUGAACAGUCAUCCUCUUCGUGUUGUUUGCAAGGGGAAUCUAUUCACUUAUAUGUGAUGCAUUUCUGGCAUAGCCUGGAAGAAUCAAAGCAUAAGUUCUUCACCCUCAGAGAAAAAUACUUUGUCUAUUCCUCAAGUUCUUCUUUUCCAUAUUCCUUCUACCUUGUUUCCUUACAACAUCCUAUUUCAUGACUAUAUUUGCAUACUCAAAGACUAAUAUAUGAAUCUUUGUUGUGUACCUAUCCACUGCAAUCUGAGAUCUAAACUGCAUCAGAAUCACCAAGGGAGUUUUUUCUAAAUAAUCCUGGUGAGACCUAUCCUCAUCCCCUCCUCCAGAGUAUAGCAGAAUGUAUGGAAACUUCAUUGAUAACCUAAGACUCUUCACCAGGGGAGGAAGUGGUGGAAUGGGUUACCCUCGUUUAGGUGGAGAAGGUGGAAAAGGUGGUGACGUCUGGGUUGUAGCCCAUAAGAAAAUGACUUUAAAACAACUUAAAGACAAAUAUCCUCAGAAACGGUUUGUGGCUGGAGAAGGAGCAAAUAGUCGUGUUAAUGCACUGAAAGGCUCCAGAGGAAAAGACUGUGAAAUUCCUGUACCUGUGGGUAUUUCAGUAACUGAUGAAAAUGGGAAAAUUAUAGGAGAACUCAAUAAAGAGAAGGACAGAAUUUUGGUAGCUGAAGGAGGUCUUGGUGGUAAAUUACUUACAAAUUUCUUACCACUGAAAGGCCAGAAACGAGUCAUUCACCUGGAUCUAAAACUUAUAGCUGAUAUAGGCCUAGUAGGAUUUCCAAAUGCAGGAAAAUCCUCUUUGCUAAGUCAGGUUUCUCAUGCAAAACCUGCAAUCGCAGAUUAUGCAUUUACAACAUUACAGCCUGAACUUGGAAAGAUUGUGUAUAAUGAUUUCAGACAGAUAUCAGUAGCUGAUCUUCCUGGUUUAAUAGAAGGAGCGCAUAUGAACAAAGGAAUGGGCCACAAAUUCCUCAAGCAUAUAGAAAGAAUUAGACAACUACUUUUUGUUGUCGAUAUUUCUGGAUUUCAGCUUUCUUCCCAAACUCAAUACAGAACUGCCUUUGAAACCAUAAUACUUCUUACAAAAGAGUUGGAGUUGUACAAAGAGGAACUUCAGACAAAACCUGCACUCCUGGCAGUUAAUAAAAUGGACUUGCCAGGUGCCCAAGAUAUGUUCCAUGUACUAAUGAAUCAACUCCAGAAUCCUAAAGAUUUUUUGCAUUUAUUUAAGAAAAACAUGAUUCCAGAGAGGACUGUGGAGUUCCAACACAUCAUCCCCAUCUCUGCAAUUACGGGAGAAGGAAUUGAAGAAUUAAAGAACUAUAUAAGAAAAUCUCUGGAUGAACAUGCCGACCAGGAAAAUGGUGCAUAUCAUAAGAAACAGUUGCUUAAUUUACAGAUUUCUAAUACAAUAUCUUAUAAUGAGCCACCACCAAAGAAUGGUGUUACUAGUCCCAGAUAGAUGUAAUUUAAAUCUAUUAAAAAUGAUAUCAAGGG
Molecule: messenger RNA, 2506 nt
Organism: Prionailurus viverrinus (fishing cat)
Lineage: Eukaryota; Metazoa; Chordata; Mammalia; Carnivora; Felidae
Gene: GTPBP10
Product: GTP binding protein 10
Exons: 10
Coding region: 1350-2471 (373 amino acids)
Cellular component (GO): mitochondrion
Molecular function (GO): GTP binding; magnesium ion binding; GTPase activity
Source: RefSeq, a predicted model, not a curated record